CGCAGCGAGCCUCAGUCGGUCCGCAACCGGCGUCCGAUGUAGUCGUGUCCGAGUAUUUAUCAAUUAUGAGCAGUGGUAGACGAAAACUCUCCUUUCUGGGCUUCGCGCCUCAGAGCCCUUCGGAGGACGAGCUGCGGCUGGAUGAUGAGAUGGACCGCGUAGUGUGGAGCGAGGGUCAGCCGCCGCGGUUCCAGGCGACGGGCGAGGCGGUGCGCGACGUGGCCGCUCCUCCGCCGUAUACGCAAGACGUGACCAGCAGUUCAGAGUUAUCUCCAUUGAGUGCCAACCAUCUUAGCGGAUCAGACGCUCACAUGUCGGGAGGACUGUCAGGGUCGGGUUCGGUGAUCGACGAGCGCCACAGGGAGGACGACCGCCACGUGCAGUUCGACGGGGAAGACGAGGACAUGGAGCCUCUGGACGACGCGAGCGAGGAGCGACGGGCACAGAGACACCACCGUCACUUACACCCGCACAAAUCGCGUAAGUUCUCGCUACAAGAGGGGGGGAGGGGGGUGCCCUUGCUGGGCUUCCCGACGGGCGAGCGGCGCGUGUCAACUGUGCCAACUGAGGAAACGCUACCAGAAGCAGACCAGGAUGACUUGCGGAGCCAUCGCAGUGACGACCCGAGGGGUAUGCGACGGCAUAAGGUGAUGCCAAGGCCUACAACAGUGCACCUCAGCAGGAGAGAUGGCGGCGACAAGGUCCACGCGUUCCUGGCAGACUCUGCGUAUAAGAAAAUGUACGACCACAGCCCGCACGCGGUGUUCGUGCAACUGGACGAGUUGUUGGCGACUGAGGAUGGGGACGCCGAGUGGAAGGAGACCGCUCGGUGGAUCAAGUACGAGGAGGACGUGGAGGAGGGCUCGGCCCGCUGGGGCAAGCCGCACGUGGCCUCGCUGUCCUUCCACUCGUUGCUCAACUUGAGACGAUGCCUGGAGACGGGAGUGGUGCUUCUGGACCUGGAGGAGAAGGAUCUGCCUGGAGUCGCUUAUAGGGUGGUGGAGAGCAUGGUCACAGAAGGGUUGAUAGAAGAAGACGACAAGCCAGUGGUUAUGCGCUCUCUGCUGCUACGUCACAAGCACGUACACGACGAAAGGUUCAGGUUCUCUAUAAGUGCCCGCAAACAUUCCUCUUACACCAGUUUACAGUCGCUGUGGCUAGACGAGGUGGCGCCGGCGGGCGGGCAUCGCAUUCGGUGCUCGCUCUGCUCCACCACGGGCUCCUGCAGGCGGCACAGCGCCCACCUCCUCGUACGGAACACCCCUAAUCUUGCCGAUCAGAAACGGCGUCAGAGCUCCGCUCAGAUACCGUCAGACAGAACAGAUGCGCGGAAGAAGUCCUCAGCCGCCGGGCUUGAUGCCCGCGAAGUGGAGUACCUCGCCACCGGUACAGUGGGCUCACAGGAAGAUGUGCGACGCACACACAAUGACUCCAUCAUGAAAAGAAUACCAGAUGGCGCUGAAGCCACAACCGUCCUCGUCGGUGCUGUGGGUUUCCUGGACCAACCCACCAUAGCCUUCGUCCGACUCGCACAAGGCAUUCAAAUGCCCUCAAUCACAGAGGUGCCAAUUCCAGUGCGCUUCAUGUUCAUCCUCCUGGGACCCACAACAGCAGAUCUCGAUUACCAUGAAGUGGGUCGCUCCAUUUCCACGCUCAUGUCGAACCCAUCGUUCCACUCGAUCGCGUACAAGGCUGACGAUCGUCGAGAACUGCUUUCAGCCAUUAACGAAUUCUUGGACGACUCAAUAGUGCUACCUCCAGGAGAUUGGGAAAGACAAGCGUUACUGCCCUUUGAGGAAUUGCGCGCCAAAAGCGAGAUGAUUCGUCGCCGCAAACGCGAUGCCCUGGAGCGAAAACGUGCAGCGACUAAAGAUGCGACACCCAUUAUGGAUGAGAAGAAAGCGCUGUUGGUCGCUGAAAGCGGUGGCCCACCGGAUAAAGAACCAGACGAUCCACUUUCAAAAACUGGCCGUCUAUUUGGAGGUGUAAUCAGAGACAUGAAGAGACGAUAUCCUCACUAUCUAUCGGAUUUCCGGGACGCUCUGAACGGACAAUGUGCUGCGGCGACAAUUUUCAUGUAUUUCGCUGCUUUAUCAUCGGCCAUCACUUUUGGAGGAUUACUCGCUGAAAAGACUUACAGGACAAUUGGAAUUUCCGAAACAUUGGUAUUCACGAGUGUCGGUGGCGUAUUCUUCGCCCUUGUAGCUGGACAGCCAAUGAUGAUAACUGGCGCUACUGGACCCUUACUGCUUCUUGACGAAUCUCUCGCUAGCUUCUGUCAUUCAUACGGGUUUGACUUCCUGGCCGCAAGGAUGUAUUGUGGACUGUGGAUGAUCGUGAUCGCUCUGCUUGUUGCGUCGUUGGAAGGCAGCGUGGCGGUUAAGAAGAUUAGCCGGUUCACGGAGGAUAUAUUCGCGUUCCUCAUUUCGCUGAUUUUCAUCUCGGAGCCGAUCACGAAUCUGAUCAACUUGUACCGGAUGCAUCCGCUCGGCUACGACUAUUGCCAUAAGCACGAAAAUAUCACCACUGGACUGCCGAUUUUGAAUGGAACUGGUACAGGCAACAUGACGAGCAACGUCACUACCGUACCACCAAUACCAGGCGUUAUGCCACCACAACCAAACACAGCGUUGUUCUGCACCAUGCUAACGUUAAGCACCUUCAUCAUCGCGUACUACCUCCGUAUCUUCCGUAACGGGAAGUUCUUGGGACGCAGCGCUCGCCGUGCCCUCGGCGACUUCGGUGUACCCAUCGCCAUCGUAUUCAUGGUGGGAGUAUCCGCCUUCGUGCCAGUUUGGACUGAGAAGCUCAAGGUCCCUGAUGGUCUGAGCCCAACAGCAGAUCGCUCUUGGCUGGUUCCCCUCAACCCUGGCUUAGAGACCAUCCCCGUGUGGGCAGCAUUCGCCAUGGCUUUACCAGCGCUCAUGGUCUACAUCAUUGUCUUCAUGGAGACACAUAUUGCUGAGCUGAUCAUCGACAAGCCAGAACGUCGUCUGAAAAAGGGCAGUGGGUUCCACAUGGACAUAGUGGUGAUGUCGCUAGUGAACGCUGUGUGCGGAAUGUUCGGCGCUCCCUGGCAGUGUGUGGCCACUGUGCGGUCUGUGAGUCACGUGUCUGCGCUCACUGUGAUGUCCACUACACACGCGCCGGGUGAUAAACCCCAUAUUGUGGAGGUUAAGGAACAACGUCUAACCGGUCUCCUCGUGGCCAUACUCGUGGGUGUAUCCGUGUUGGCCUCUAGCUGGCUCCGUAUGGUCCCAAUGGCGGUUCUCUUCGGCGUGUUCCUGUAUAUGGGUAUAUCAGCUCUGGGAGGAAUACAGUUCUGGGAUAGGUGCAUCUUGCUGCUGAAGCCGGUGAAACACCAUCCGCAAAUACCGUAUGUUCGACGGGUACCAACUCUAAAGAUGCACCUGUACACCGUGAUCCAAAUCGCCGGCAUUUGUAUUCUGUACGCUGUGAAGUCGUCUCGUUUCUCGCUGGCCUUGCCCUUCUUCUUGGUGAUGAUGGUGCCCUUGAGGAUGUCCAUGGUUUAUGUGUUUACACCGCUGCAACUGCGUGCGUUGGACGGAGCACAGAAGGACAUUGAGCAGGAUGACGAGCCCGAUUUCUACGAAGAGGCUCCAUUGCCAUAGUGGACGGCUCUCUGCAGUGAUUCCAGUGCAUCCAGUCCAGUCACCAAGUCCGAGACGAUAUAAGCAGGUGGAAGAGCCUGGAACACUUGGAAUUCUUGGAUUGCUGGAACUUCUGGAGUGCUGGAAUUUCUAGAGCAUUCGGAAAUUCUGGAGUACUGGAAUUUCCUGAGCACUGGAAUUUCUGGAACGCUGGAAAUUCUGGAACACUGGAAUUUCUAGAGCACUGGAAUUUCUAAAGCACUGGAAUACAUUUCACUGCUAGAACCCAAUAAACAUUUACUGUGAAGUCUUUGUGCCAUCUUAAUGGAGUAGAAUAUAUUCACGUAGAUAAAGUAGUGCUUUGAUUGCCGAUUCGCAAUUUUCUGGAUUUGUCAUUUUUGUGAAAGCUUCAAGCUAAUUAAGAUAUAUCCUAUUAAUUACCUAUUUAUUAUUGUAGUUGAUAAUAAUUAGUACCGAAAUGAUAUCUAAUUCUGGAAAGCCUAGUUUUGCUCAAACUCGAUAAUAUGAUUAUAUUUUUACCCAACUGAUCGAAGGAGGGUAAUGUUUAUUUGUACUUGUUAAUGUACUUAGCUUUUUAAUAUUUAAGUGUUUAAUGUAAGAGAUUUUGGUGUCGGAAUGUUGUAAUCUUAAUUCUAUAUUCAUGAUUCUAGGAUUAAUUCUAAAUAUUCAAAUAUGUUUGGAAAUGUAGUGGAAAAUUAUAAGUAAUUAAUAUUUAUAAUUACUAGACGGUGUAAUGGUAAAAUGUUUUUUCUUUUACACAAUUUAUGUAAUGUUGCAAAAUUAUUUAAUUUAAAUAUGUACUUAUUUAAAAAAAAUAUAUAUUUUUAGCUCUAAAAAUAAGAGCCAAAGUGUAGGUGCCAAAGAUAUUUUUAUUUUAUAGAUUAUAAAUUAUUCAACGGUGUUAUUUGCAACAUUAAUUUGGGAAACAGGUAAAUGGACAUUAUAAAUGAAAAAGCAGUAUUAAAGUGAUAGUAUUAUUUAUGUAAGUUCACAAUUCUAUCGUGUCUAGUAUUUUAUCAGAAUCAAAUUAAAUACUGUUUUAAUAUAAAAUAAUUCACUGGUAAUUUUAAUAUUUAUAAUAUACAUUUAAGAUAAAAUGGUGUAUAUGCCAAGGAUUUCAUAAAGAUUUUAUUAUAACAAAUACUUCACUGCUUAAUUAGUAAUUACCAUGUCCAAAUGAUAAAUAAUUUACUUUUUAAUGGAGGGCCCUAGAUUUAAAACCUCCUAUAAGUUGUUUGAGAAACAUGCCAUUUUUAAAGUAAUGCAGCUUUUUAAUGUUAUAAAGUAGAGAGUACUUAAUUAAAUUAAUUCACAUUGUCAUUAAUUAAGGACUUCGUACCUCGAGUGUAAAUGUUGUUAUGAUAUGGAAUACAUUCCCAAUUUGUUAAUUGUUUCUUCAUCUAAUUCAUAAAUAGUGUAGGUCAGAUUUUAUAUAUUUAUGCUAUACUAAUAGCCAGUUACACAAUUUCUUGUCAUAUUCUAUCUGUGUAUGAACUAUCUUUAUCAGCAAGUAUGUGAAAUUGGCUCUAACUUUUGUAAUAUAAUAGUCAUAAAUUAUUAUCAUAAAUAUCAUAUAAAUUGUGGGAAGAAUAAAAAUGUAUUGCUUAUCCCUUGUAGAAGAAUAUUAUUGAUAUACUAAUUGGUAUUACAAAUACUAUAAUGUAGUGCUAUUUUCUAAUAAAUAAGUAUAUGUCUUCUAGUUUUUUAAUGUUUUGUUUACUUACUUAUUAAAUUAUGUAUAUUUUUUAAGAUGCGGGGCCAAGAAGCGAUGAUAAUAUCAAAUGUGAGUUGUGAUUUAUAGUGAUAUAUGUGUGAGAUAAGUUUAAUAUUCAUGUUUUAACAUACAUAUCUGUGUGAAUUAAAUCACUCAUUUUUUUUUUUUUUUUUUGAAAAAUGAUAACGAAAUUAUUUUAGUUCUUAAAUUGAAAAUUAUAAAUACAGAAUAUUUUAAGAAAUCUAAAACACAGUUAAUAACACAUUCUAAAAAAUAAAGGUAAGUACUUUUUAAUAAUAAAUCAGUAUUCACAAAAUAUACCUACAUAAACCAAGCAUAAAAUGCUCACUACGGAACACAUAUAAUAGAGAAGUGAUGAUUAGAAGGGAUUGUUUUACGUAAUUUUAGGACAGUUGGUAAUUUUAUUUGUUGUAGGUAUUAUUUGUUGAAUUUUAAAUGAUUUUAACAUUAGUACAAAGCUAAUUCGUUGAAUAUUUACUAUACCCACAUUGUUUUGUCUUGAAAUUAAUUUAAGUUGGUUGUUUUUGACAGAAAAGAGUUAUUAUUUGUUAAUUUUACGGAAUUUUAGUGAUUAAGUACCUACAUUGUUUUUAUGAUGACACAAAUUUAAUUGUAAUAGAUAAGAGACACAAAUGUAUAUUGUAGAAUCUGUUUUCAUUGACAUUGUAGGUAAUCUGUGUAUUUCGUGAAUGUGACUCCGAUUUAUGAUGUAAAUGUAAAUGGCUACUUUAAAUUGCACACGAAUCUUUUUAGACAACAAUUAACGUCUUUUUACCUGCUCAGAUAAUACUUUUUAACCGCAAACUUACUAUACUUGCGGUUUGAACGUGCUCAUUUAUAUAUUAAAACUAUUAUAUUAAUUAUUAAUAUAGAGGGAUAUUAACCCAUUUAAUAUUAGAGAUUGUUCAAUUUACAAAGCUGCAUCAAGUUUAAAACUUAAGACUGUAGUCUAAAGUUUUUAAAACUUUAAUCUUUACCGCGAAAUCACGUAAACACUUUAUAAACUUAUAUACACAAUUAUUGACCACAUUUGACUUUGACACUUGACAGUAUUUUGGACAGGUCAUAAGAGUUGCCAUUUACAUUUUCAGUUCAUUUAAUAUAAAAAAUAUUCUUAUUAUGUCUUAAAUCUGCUAAUAAAUUGGUGUCAAAUAA
Messenger RNA from Colias croceus (clouded yellow), 6522 nucleotides. It is a transcript of the gene Ae2, whose product is annotated as anion exchange protein 2. Gene Ontology annotation, cellular component: plasma membrane. The transcript has 19 exons. The record is from RefSeq and is a predicted model, not a curated record. Gene Ontology annotation, biological process: bicarbonate transport; regulation of intracellular pH; monoatomic anion transport. NCBI's taxonomy places the organism in Eukaryota, Metazoa, Arthropoda, Insecta, Lepidoptera, Pieridae. Gene Ontology annotation, molecular function: monoatomic anion transmembrane transporter activity; solute:inorganic anion antiporter activity. Bases 66 to 3632 code for a protein of 1188 amino acids.